This is a messenger RNA of Bipolaris victoriae FI3, 375 nucleotides long. RefSeq lists its product as hypothetical. The annotation marks the transcript as partial. NCBI's taxonomy places the organism in Eukaryota, Fungi, Ascomycota, Dothideomycetes, Pleosporales, Pleosporaceae. The transcript is spliced from 2 exons. The record is from RefSeq and is a predicted model, not a curated record.
GUGACCUUGAACGUGGCACUUCGUGCACGUUGGCGGCGCGCGCUGACGUCGCUGACUGCUAUCACUCUGCUCAGCCUCUAUAACUACUCUUUCUGCCUCUGCAAUAAGCUGCUGAGCCUGCUGUACCUAGAGCACCCCACCAGAAGUAAUAUACUGACGCUGCUGAUUCUGCUUUUAUUGUUGGCGCUGAUUUUCUCUAAGCACUUUUCGCAAGCUGGCGUAUCGCAACGCUCGUUGGACUCUCUGGCUGGUGGCGCAGUCGCUCUUAGAGAUACCGUAUCUGCUGCUGAAGCUGCUCUACUGUAUGUGGUGUUUCUGUCUCUUCUGCUAUCUGCGCUGCUGUCUGUGGUGGAGAUGGUGUUCUGGCUACUGUGA